Molecule: messenger RNA, 434 nt
Organism: Zalophus californianus (California sea lion)
Lineage: Eukaryota; Metazoa; Chordata; Mammalia; Carnivora; Otariidae
Product: ribonuclease P protein subunit p20-like
Exons: 1
Coding region: 12-434 (140 amino acids)
Biological process (GO): tRNA 5'-leader removal
Cellular component (GO): nucleolar ribonuclease P complex; nucleus; ribonuclease MRP complex
Molecular function (GO): nucleic acid binding
Source: RefSeq, a predicted model, not a curated record
UGGCACACAGCAUGGCGGAAAACCGAGAGCCCCGCGGGGCCGUCGAGGCUGAGCUGGACCCGGUGGAGUAUACCCUUCGGAAGCGGCUCCCCCACCACCGGCCCUGGAGGCCCAAUGACAUUUAUGUCAACAUGAAGACUGACUUUAAGGCCCAGUUGGCCCGCUGCCAAAAGCUUCUGGACGGAGGGGCUCGGGGUCAGAAUUCAUGCAGUGAGAUCUGCAUUCAUGACUUGGGCCUGGCCAUCAACCAUGUCAUCAGCAUUGCCCUACAGCUUCAGGCAGGCAGCUUCGGGUCCUUGCAGGUGGCUGCCAAUACCUCCACUGUGGAGCUUGUCGAUGAGCUGGAACCAGAGACUGAUACACGAGAGCCACUGACCCGCAUCUGCAACAACUCGGCCAUCCACAUCCGGGUCUUUAGGGUUGCACCCAAGUAA